Molecule: messenger RNA, 1293 nt
Organism: Colletotrichum orchidophilum
Lineage: Eukaryota; Fungi; Ascomycota; Sordariomycetes; Glomerellales; Glomerellaceae
Exons: 4
Coding region: 1-1293 (430 amino acids)
Molecular function (GO): FAD binding; monooxygenase activity
Source: RefSeq, a predicted model, not a curated record
AUGGCUCAAGUCGCUAUUAUCGGCGGUGGCCUCUCUGGACUCACUCUCGCCCUCUACCUGCACAAGAGCGGCAUCUCCUCCGCAGUCUACGAAGCCAGGCCCAAAGACUUUGUCUCAGGCGGCAACAUUGCCCUCUCACCCAACGCCCUCCGCGUCCUCGACCACAUCGGCGUCUACGACACCCUCCGCCCCCAAGGCUUCGCCUUCGAGUCCGUAGCCUUCCUCAAUGGCCGCGGCGGUCUUCUGGCCAAGGUCCUGAACGGUAGCUACGAAGAGUACAACUACCCGGCCCUGCGUAUCAAGCGGACCGUCCUCCGCGGCGAGCUGAUCCGCCAGCUCGAGCUCCUGGGCGUGCCCAUCCACUACGAAAAGAAGUGCGCCGCCGUCCGCGAGGAGACGGCCACCUCGGCGACCGUAGAGUUCGAGGACGGCGAAUCCGUGACCGCCGAGUUCGUCAUCGGCGCUGAUGGCAUCCACUCCCGCGUGCGCUCGUUUGUGCGCCCGCACGGCAGCAAGCCCGUGUUCCAGGGCCUCGCCGGUAUCUCAGGCACCUUCAAGCUCAGCGACCUGCCCGACGUCGACACGGAUAUGCACUACCCGUGCAUGCUGUUCGGCGGCAAUGGUUCCUUCGCCGUUAUGCCGGCGUCGGCGGACGGCGACGAGGUCAGCUACUUUGCGACGUUUGAGGUCGAGGAGCGCCCCCGUGAGGACUGGGCGGCGCUGGACGCCGACAAGGAGACGCUGGCCAAGAUGAUCAAGGAGAGGUUCCCCAUCGACUCGAGCUGGCCCGAGGUCGUCCGCGCGCUGUGCCACCGGACCCCGACUGAGUCGUUGACCCUCUGGCCUUUCUACCUGCUCUCCGCCCGGGAGUCGUGGUCUUCUCCCAGCCGCCGCGUGCUUCUCAUUGGAGAUGCCACCCACGGCAUGCCCCCGACUGGAGGACAAGGCGGCGCGACAUCCUUUGAGGACGCGGAGACGCUCGCGUACACCCUCGCCCACCUCAAGGCACCGCUCUUCAAUGACAGCGCGCGGCCGCAAGUCAUCCAGGCCUGGGAGGACCACCGCAAGGACCGCGUAUCCAAGAUUGUGGACUUCACCACCCAGAACGGCGACCUGCGCAAGACCUCCACCUCUUUCAUCCACCAAUGGAUCAAGGAGAUGACCAUCUGGGCCUACAUCAAGGUAGUCGGUCCCCACAUGGGCUGCAAGUGGAUGUACUCGUACCAUGGGGAGAGUGUUCGCGCCGUGCUCGGUCGGCUCGGUAUGGACGAUUCCAAGGGGAAAAACCAGUAG